Molecule: messenger RNA, 4908 nt
Organism: Dipodomys spectabilis (banner-tailed kangaroo rat)
Lineage: Eukaryota; Metazoa; Chordata; Mammalia; Rodentia; Heteromyidae
Gene: Dstyk
Product: dual serine/threonine and tyrosine protein kinase
Exons: 13
Coding region: 47-2866 (939 amino acids)
Biological process (GO): protein phosphorylation
Molecular function (GO): ATP binding; protein kinase activity
Source: RefSeq, a predicted model, not a curated record
CGGGCCAGCGCCGGGGACCGAGCCGCGGAGACAGCGGGCCAAGGCGAUGGAGGGCGACGGGCUGCUGUUGGGUGGCGAGCCCGUCUCGGGACCCGGCCCGGGCCCGGGGGGCGGCGGCGGUGGGGGCGGCGGAAUGAUCCGCGAGCUGUGCCGGGGCUUCGGUCGCUACCGCCGCUACCUGGGACGGCUGCGGCAGAACCUGCGGGAAACCCAAAAGUUCUUCCGCGACGUCAAGUGCUCCCACGACCACAGCUGUCCGCCCUCCCCCGCGGGCGGCGGCGGCGGCGGCGGCGGCGGGGCCGAGCCGGGCCCGGGCGGCGACGUCGCCGAACUCGAGCUGCAGGCGGGCCAGCUGAGCUGCAUUUCCUUCCCAGCUAAGGAAGAGAAGUACCUCCAGAAGAUGGUGGACUGCCUCCCCUGCAUCUUGAUCCUCGGCCAGGACUGUAAGGUCAAGUGCCAGCUGUUGAACCUGCUGUUGGGGGUGCAGGUGCUUCCCACCAGCAAGUUGGGCAGCGAAGAGAGCUGUAAGCUUCGGCGCCUCCACUUCACCUAUGGGACUCAGACCCGUGUCAGCCUGGCUCUCCCUGGACAGUAUGAACUAGUGCACACACUGGCUGCUCACCAGGGCAACUGGGAGACCAUCCCUGAGGAGGACUUGGAAGUUCAAGAGGACAGUGAGGAUGCUGCUCAUGUUUUAGCUGAACUGGAGGUGACAAUGCACCAUGCCCUCUUACAGGAAGUGGACAUUGUGGUGGCACCAUGCCAAGGCCUUCGGCCCGCAGUGGAUGUUCUGGGGGAUUUGGUGAAUGAUUUCUUGCCUGUGAUAACCUAUGCACUCCAUAAAGAUGAACUUUCUGAGAGAGAUGAGCAAGAGCUUCAGGAAAUCCGAAAGUAUUUUUCCUUUCCCAUAUUUUUUUUCAAAGUGCCAAAGUUGGAGAUAAUAGAGUCCUCCACCAGGACAAUGGAGAGUGAAAGAUCACCACUGUAUCACCAACUAAUUGACCUGGGCUAUCUGAGCAGCAGUCAUUGGAACUGCGGGACCCCUGGCCAGGAUAUAAAAGCUCAGAGCAUGUUGGUGGAGCAAAGUGAGAAGUUAAGACAGCUGAGUACAUUUUCUCACCAGCUGCUACAAACUCGCCUGGUGGAUGCAGCCAAGGCCUUAAACCUGGUGCACUGCCACUGCCUCGACAUCUUUAUUAACCAGGCCUUUGACAUGCAGCGGGACCUGCAGAUCACUCCUAAACGGCUAGAAUACACUCGCAAAAAGGAGAACGAGUUGUAUGAAUCAUUGAUGAAUAUUGCCAACAGAAAGCAAGAGGAAAUGAAAGACAUGAUUGUUGAGACACUCAACACCAUGAAGGAGGAACUCCUGGAUGAUGCUGCCAACAUGGAGUUUAAAGAUAUCAUUAUACCCGAGAAUGGAGAACCAGUGGGUACCCGAGAGAUCAAAUGCUGUAUCCGACAAAUCCAGGAACUAAUCAUCUCCCGGCUUAAUCAGGCAGUGGCUAACAAGCUGAUAAGCUCAGUGGAUUACUUACGAGAAAGCUUCGUGGGGACACUAGAACGGUGUCUGCAGAGCCUGGAGAAAUCACAGGAUGUCUCAGUUCACAUCACCAGUAAUUAUCUCAAACAGAUCUUAAAUGCUGCCUAUCAUGUUGAAGUCACUUUUCACUCAGGGUCUUCAGUUACAAGGAUGCUGUGGGAACAUAUCAAGCAGAUUAUCCAGCGUAUCACAUGGGUGAGCCCACCUGCCAUCACUCUGGAAUGGAAGAGGAAGGUGGCCCAGGAAGCCAUAGAAAGCCUCAGUGCCUCCAAGUUGGCCAAGAGCAUUUGCAGCCAGUUCCGGACUCGGCUCAAUAGCUCUCAUGAGGCUUUUGCAGCCUCCCUGCGGCAGCUGGAAGCUGGCCAUUCAGGCCGGCUGGAGAAAACUGAAGAUCUGUGGCUGAAGGUUCGGAAAGAUCAUGCCCCACGCCUAGCCCGCCUUUCCCUUGAGAGCCGUUCUUUACAGGAUGUCUUGCUGCAUCGUAAACCUAAAUUAGGACAGGAACUAGGCCGGGGGCAGUAUGGAGUUGUAUACCUGUGUGACAACUGGGGGGGACACUUCCCUUGUGCCCUCAAGUCAGUUGUCCCUCCAGAUGAGAAGCACUGGAACGAUCUGGCUCUGGAGUUUCACUACAUGAGAUCUCUGCCAAAGCAUGAGCGAUUGGUGGAUCUCCAUGGCUCAGUCAUUGACUACAACUAUGGUGGUGGCUCCAGCAUUGCUGUGCUGCUCAUUAUGGAGCGGCUACACCGGGACCUCUACACAGGGCUGAAGGCUGGGCUGACACUUGAGAUGCGUUUGCAGAUAGCUCUAGAUGUGGUGGAAGGAGUCCGUUUCCUACACAGCCAGGGGCUUGUUCAUCGUGAUAUCAAACUGAAAAAUGUGCUGCUGGAUAAGCAGAACCGGGCCAAGAUCACUGAUUUAGGAUUCUGCAAACCAGAGGCCAUGAUGUCCGGCAGCAUUGUGGGAACACCAAUUCAUAUGGCCCCUGAACUUUUCACAGGGAAGUAUGAUAAUUCUGUGGAUGUCUACGCUUUUGGGAUUCUUUUCUGGUAUAUCUGCUCAGGCUCCGUGAAGCUCCCUGAGGCAUUUGAGAGGUGUGCUAGCAAAGACCAUCUCUGGAACAAUGUGCGGAGAGGGGCCCGGCCUGAACGUCUGCCUGUGUUUGAUGAGGAGUGCUGGCAGUUGAUGGAAGCCUGUUGGGACGGCGAUCCCUCUAAGAGGCCUCUCUUGGGCAUUGUCCAGCCCAUGCUCCGAGGCAUCAUGGACCGACUCUGCAAGUCCAGUUCUGAGCGACCAAACAGAGGAUUAGAUGAUUCUACUUGAAAGCAGGGACUUUCCCCUUUCACUCUUCAAUCCUUCCCUUCACCUUUUGGCUGUGGGGAGAACUUGAUGUUUAUUCACUAUGGAAGCUCCCAAGGGAAUUGGUGCUUGCUGGUGACCUCAUGGGCAGAGAUGGCUCCUGGACAGUGAAGAGUUGGAUGACCAGCUGAGCAUUCUGGGCAGUUUGCUGAUGCCCACACUGUCCCUGUGGUAUAGAUGGUCUAAAAUUUGUAAAAAGGAGACAAAUGUUACUUUACCACCGUCUAUAGAUACUGUAUUAGGUUGCUAAGACAGGAGUGGGAAACGCAGAGGCAGUAGGAUUAAAAUGUAUUGCUUUCAUGUUCUCAGCUCUAACUAGGCUUGGUUCUGCCCAGUGGUAAGGACCACUUAGAAAAUUUGUGUGAACACAAGGACAACAAAAAUAACUUGAGGUUGCCUGGUUCCUGUUAUAAGUGACCAAGGAUGUCACAAGGUAGGACAGACAAAGCUGUCUGCGGUGGCAGUGCAGUGUGUUUACAUUUUAGGGCCACAUGUCCUUGAUACGGGGGUGGGGGGCUCACUGUUACAUUUUGAAACCACAACAAAAAAAAAACAAGCAUGUGCACAUAGGGUGUGUGUGUGUGUGUGUGUGUGUGUGUGUCUUACUGACACACAGUCACAGCGAUUAUGGGAACUGCAGAGUGGACUCUCUCCUUGGGUCUUUCUCUGCCUGCUGCUCUCUUGAUCUCAAGGAGGAAGAGCUGCAUGUACUAAAGGUGGCUGAGGCCCUCCCCCUCCGCGCCCGCCCCCCUCCCCAGCAGUGUGAAACAUGGCGAGACUGGGAUGGUGGAGGCCCCGGUGGACCAGGGUCUGGGCACACACACCUCCCAGAUGGGUUCCAACUUGUUUCUGCAACUUGAAAAAGUCAAUUCUUUUGUGUUUGAAUCUAACACACUAAUGUUUUUAAAGCUUGACCAAUGGUUAAAAAGCCAAGCUUUCUUCUGUUCCUUCUUUUUGCAUUACUUUAAUUUGUUACAAGAAAAAAGAACCAGAAAGAGGAGAAUAGUGAGAUUCUCAUGAAGUGUACCUAAGGAAAGAAACUGAUUUGUCAGAGCAGGGAGACAGAUUAAACGUGGAUACAUCUCAGGGCUUGGCUUAAAGCCUCCCUCUACCAAACUAGUCCCAUUAGAUAGAGACAGAAGAAGGAGCAGCGGAGGGGAGUCACCUCCAUCCAUAAUUCCAGUACAGACUGUGGUCUGGCCCUUGUGUCCACCUCCAAGGUAUAUGAAACAGUCAGGUGUGGUGGCUUCCUCCUAUAAUCUUAGUAUUUCAGAAGCUGAGGCAGGAAGAUCACAAGUUCAAGGCCAGCUUGCUAAAUAGACUCUUUCAAAAAACAAAACCAAACAAAGUCUAUGAAAUAGGUCCCCAACUAGUUUUGACAGUAAGUGUUAAACUAGCUGCUAUUUUCUAGAGUUGUUACUGAAUGACCAUCCUUAACAUGUAUAAUAUACAUGGAAUCUAUAAUCAAUUUUUAUAUAACUUUUUUUUCCAGCAGUGCUGGGGUUUGAACCAAGAUCCUCAUGCAUGCUGGUAAAUGCUCUACCACUGAGCUACCCCCAAGCUUGAUGUAACUUUUAGUUCAGUUUUAACUAGCCACUCUGGGCUCUGGUUAGGAUGCACUUGAGCAGAAGCCCCCACGCACGUGUAUUCCUUCAGAGCUCCAUGUGAUGCUGUGAACCUGCUUAUGUACAGAUGCCAGUGCCUUUGGGUUCACCAGCUCCAGCUCUGCUCUGGUAUUAUGUUCAGUAUAUCUCUUAGAACCUCAACAGCUAUUCAGCUAUACUUCAGGCUACUGUGUUCUCAGUGUAACCUGUUACCCUCCCAGGGACUGCAAUGGACUUUCAGAAAUCCAGGUGUGCAGUUAAGAAAGGAGAAAUUAAUAGUCUCUACUUAGUGAAAAAAAACAUGUCUGUGCUGCAUACGAUUUCUAGAAAAGGGUCUGGGAAUGUAGUUCAGUGGUAGAGUGCUUGCCUUGUAUGCAUGAAGCUUGGGGUUCAAUUCUUCAA